This is a messenger RNA of Aureobasidium uvarum, 1632 nucleotides long. The record is from the annotation of a GenBank genome assembly. Lineage: Eukaryota; Fungi; Ascomycota; Dothideomycetes; Dothideales; Saccotheciaceae.
AUGGCACAACCUCGCGACCCUGGGCUCGACGAGACUUUCUCGAUUGAGCACUCCAUCCAUACCGCCUCUGAUCAAUACGCCGGUCCAAAGAAUGUCAGCGAUGAUUCAUCCGAGGAAACACUAGAAGAGAAGGUCGAACGGCUCGGGCGGGAGAGACCACAGAUAUUCAAAAAUCAAUGGCACGAGGUCGGCUUCGUCUUCAGCGUUGCCAUGUCCCAAUUCAUGACGGAAUACUUUGUCUCGGGCUUUGUUGUCAUCUUGCCAACUCUGAUCAGAGAUCUCGACAUUCCACAAGCUUUGAGCGUGUGGCCCGCCACCGCUUUCUCUCUCGUCGUUGCCAGCACUCUCCUUAUUUUCGGCCGCCUCGGUGACAUGUGUGGUGGCUAUUCCGUAUUUAUGGGUGGUCUCGCGUGGCUUGUUCUCUGGAGUAUCGUCGCGGGAUUCAGCAUCAACCCUCUCAUGCUGGACCUUUGCCGAGCUCUCCAAGGCUUUGGAGCUGCUGCCUUUCUUCCUACUGGGGUACAGCUCCUCGGAUCCCUCUAUCGCCCCGGGCCACGGAAGAAUCUUGUGUUUGCCAUAUAUGGUACUUCUGCCAUCAUUGGUUUCUUUGGUGGCAUUGUGAUUGCGGGAAUUGUUGGCCAGUUUCUCAGAUGGGGCUUUUACUUUUGGUUCGGUGCAAUCCUCACCGCCAUGACGUUUGUCUCUUCACUCUGUUUUGUUCCGAGGCCAAAGUCAUUGUUCGAGCAGAAGGCAGCCGUCAGCAUGGAUUACUUGGGAGCUUUUACCAUCACCGCGGGUCUCGUGCUGACUGUCUUUGCAAUCACUCAGUCAGCACAUGCCGCUUCAGGCUGGAAGACGCCAUACAUCAUUGCGUGUUUCGUUCUUGGCAUCGUCUUCCUGCUUGCGGCCGCGUAUGUCGAGGCCCGUGUUGCCAGCUAUCCUCUGCUUCCAGCUUUCAUCUUUACCACGUCCUGCAUGACACCGCUCUUGCUAGCUCUCUUUCUUCUUUAUGGCACCUGGGGCAUUCACUCUGUGUACGGAACUCUGUACUUCCAGAACAUCAUGUCGGCCAGCGCUAUACAAGUUGCAGGAUGGUAUACCCCUCUUGGCGUCGCCGGUUUGAUCAUCAGCAUCUUCGAGGGCUUCAUCCUACACCUCGUCCCGGGAAGAGUGCUCUUGAUCAUAUCCGGUCUUGGGGCAGUGGGUGCCCAGCUUCUGCUCGCACUGAUCCCGGCCGGUGCAAAUUACUGGGCCUGGGUGUUUCCCGCCAUGAUAAUGGGCACUAUCGGCAUCGACCUUUCCGCGAUCCUGAUGAUAGUCUUUGUCACGUCCGCAUUCUCUUCCGCGGAACAAGGCCUGGCCGGUGGUGUGAUCAACUCUGUUCUCCAGCUUGGUGUUGCAUUCACGCUGGGCGUGGGAGACAUCAUCCAGUCGAGAACUGUUGACGGCGAGGGUUUGGGCAAAAGUUACAAGAAUGUGUUUUGGUUGGGUGUAGGUGCUGGGGCCACGAGUCUUGUGAUCAUGGCUAUCUGGGGUAAGGUGCCAAAGGCUAGUAGUGACCUUACGGCUGACGAGAAGGAGGAGUUGAGACAAGAGGCAGAAGCUGCUGGAUGUCGGGAGCAAGCAAGCUAG